CUCUGGGAAUGGAUGUGAGUAUUUACAAAAAUAAAUUUUUCAGAUCUAGCCUCAAAAAAUUACUAAAAUUCGAAAGAUGACUCCUUCCUGUUACUGGCUACCUCUUGCUCUAACAUUUCUCUUCCCAAACAAAAAAGACAGUCCACUUGCAUCUUAAUGCCUUGAGUAUAAAUAAUGAAGACCUUGCCUCUCUUUACAGGUGUGGUAGAAGAGAAAUGGGUGGUCUUAAGGGGACGAUUACUAAGAACAUUACCAUGCAACAUCCUCUUCUUCACACGGUGGUGGCCUUUCGUCGCACACGGCUGAACCGUCUCUUCACCAUUUCAUACAUGAUCACCAUCUUUGCCCUACUAUACCACCAUUUGCUCAAUCUAGCCAACUCCACCAACGUUUUCUCUCUAUCCAUGUUCCUAGUCGAUCUUGUGCUUGCUUUUAUGUGGACAACUGCUCAGGCCUUUCGUAUGAGUCCAGUCCGUCAUGAGAUUUUUCCCGAACACCUUGCGAACACAAUGAGAGAGAGCGAUUUUCUGGCGCUAGAUGUGUUUAUAUGCACUAUGGAUCCGUUGAAAGAACAACCAAUGACCGUAGUGAACAUGGCUUUAUCAGUGAUGGCGUACGAAAAUCCGACGGAGAAGUUGUCGGUGCACAUAUUGGACGAUGGAGGCUCACA
Molecule: messenger RNA, 670 nt
Organism: Ilex paraguariensis (yerba mate)
Lineage: Eukaryota; Viridiplantae; Streptophyta; Magnoliopsida; Aquifoliales; Aquifoliaceae
Source: the annotation of a GenBank genome assembly